AUGCUCUCCCUGCUCUCCCUGCUCAUCGCUUCUGGUACGGUACUACGACCGGAUACGGAACUUUGGACUCCAAUUACGUAUCCCGAUCCUCGAGUCAACGCGACACUUUGCAACUCAAAAGAUAAUUCAACGGUUUGCGACCCGGACCAUCUUCUAUCGGACCAAUGGCGGGCAACUAUUGACGAGACAGUGCGGACCCAGGUGGAAAGGCUUCAUAACACGAGCAUCCAAUACGUCGACGACGCCCCUGAGGAGUGCAUGAACGAGACCGAGUCCUUCCAAAUGUACGUCCUGCUCGCUAGACGCAUAAAUGCUACCGUAAAUUCUACCGUCACGUCCGACGAAUUGAAAACUUUCGGCGACGGAUUGGUCGAACAAAUGGGGCUGAACAAUCAGACGUGUAAGAAUUUCCUAGUGUUGAUUGUCGUGGAAACAGCUCAUUCGGCAUACGCGAGGACGGGACGGCACAUUCGAAUGCCGGCCGACCUGAUGGAACAGGCGUUUAACAGCUCGACCAAUCCCUUUACCGAGAAGAAUUAUAUGGAGGUGCUGAAUCAAAUUGUUGAGAAAAUUGGCGAUUCUCUGAUGAAGAUUUUUGAACCUUCGACCGAGCCGCCGACUGAAGCGCCGGUGCCGCAAACAUCAGAAACGCUGUCAGAAUCAACCGAAGACACGACAACAUCAUCAGAAAAGCCCGGAUUUAUCGUGCUGGAGAAUGGGAACAAAAGUGUAAUGGUGCUAAUGUUGUGCUUGACGGUCAUUCUAAUUAUCGCCAUCACGACAAUAUCAUACAAACAGAUCCGGGAUUUGGAGUCGAAUGAUAAACCGAUCAGCUCACAUUUUCGUGAAUUCACAAACGCUUACAACAGCAGUUCAAGCCAGGAGACUGUCAUCCGGGAUACGGUCACUAUUCCACAAAUGCUAGACGCUGACCUGGAGGGUCCAUCAGCCUAUCAGCACGAUUUUUGCCGAUCGCCGCCACUCACCGCGGUGAAACUCUCGACGGAUGCGGGGCUCCCAAAAACCGAAUCGCCGUCCGAGAUCAGGAAGACUUUG
This is a messenger RNA of Mesorhabditis spiculigera, 1056 nucleotides long. The record is from the annotation of a GenBank genome assembly. Lineage: Eukaryota; Metazoa; Nematoda; Chromadorea; Rhabditida; Rhabditidae.